This is a messenger RNA of Oncorhynchus kisutch (coho salmon), 1820 nucleotides long. Its product is annotated as zona pellucida sperm-binding protein 4-like. NCBI's taxonomy places the organism in Eukaryota, Metazoa, Chordata, Actinopteri, Salmoniformes, Salmonidae. The record is from RefSeq and is a predicted model, not a curated record. Bases 61 to 1788 code for a protein of 575 amino acids. The transcript has 16 exons.
GUGUUAAGAAGCCCUCAUAAUGCAGAGGAGACAUACCUCCAGAAUGUAGCUGGGGUUCCGAUGCGGGUGCUCUCAACCUCAACCUUCUUUGAGCAGAAGUGGCUGGUUACUCGAGUAGAUGCCACGGCUGUUUGUCCAACACCAGAGGCAGUGGCCUUUACUCCAGAAGUGAUCACCUGGUACAUGCCCAAGCACAUAGACCCACUUUUCUCCUCUGAUGCCUUCACCAUGUUGGAGGUGUACAUGGGAAUUGACGCUAAGAGGCUGGACACUGAGGAAAUGGCUGCCAGAAACUACUCGGUUUUAGUCACAGAGGCUCAUAUUAUUGUUGAAAUUCCGGUGGGGGCGGUUGGCGGCUACUUCAAGAGCCAUAUUCAGGAUGACCAGUACUUUGUCACUUACACCAUUGAGCCCAUGCUUGAGUUGCUGUGGAUCGAGGACGUCUCACACGAGAACACCAGCUAUAAAGUCCUCUUCCCUAUCACAACACCUCCGAUGGCCAGGCCUCUACAAGUUCGCAACUACACGCCCUUAGACACAGUUCCUGAGCAGGCAGUGUUUGUGCUUAGAAGGGCGGAACAAGGUGUCACAACCUUCACUCUUCAGCUGAUCUACGGCCUGGUCAUCUUUCCAGAGUACGCUCCUUUCUCUCACUCUGCCGUUGUGGACGCUGUACUGCUGGACAUUGUGCCACCCUCAGUCACUGGCAACUGUGAUCAGGAGAACUUCCACAUCACUGACGCAGUGUUUGAGUCGGUUCACUCGUCCUCUGUCAGGAGCAGACUGGAUGUGGCUCUGUUGAAUCCUUACAACAACAUGACCAUCAAAUACUUUUCCCUGGCUUGCAGCUUCCUCAAAACGCUGACUGAGUGUUUCUCUAACGGAACGAUGACUGCGCUGGCAGUGAAGGUGGAGUCUGCUCCCGGUCUGAACCCCGGUCAGCUGACCCUGAGCGACCCCGCCUGUGGUCCCACCUACAGUGACGAUCGCUUCGCCUACUUCCACUUCACUGUGAACUCCUGUGGCACCACCAGGAAGUUUAUCAACAAUGUCAUGCUGUAUGAGAACGAAAUCUCCUUGCCAGAUGAACUUGAGGUGAAGCUGAAUGCCACGACGUCUUCAGAGGAGGAAUAUCAGUUAAAGGUUUCCUGCUACUUUGUGGCCAACAUCACUCGCACAUUGGCCUUUCUGACCAGGCCGCGUGACAACGAGCCUUUUGCCGAGACUGGGACGGGUCGACUAAUGGUCAGAAUGAGACUCGCUCAGGAUGCCUCGUAUAACACGUUCCACCAGGAGGAGGACUAUCCAGUGGUGAGGUACCUUAGACAGCCUCUGCACUUUGAGGUGGAGCUGACCACGUCCUCUGAUCCCAAGGUAGCGCUGGUGCUUGACCACUGCUGGGCCACCCUCAACGAGGACCGUGACUCCCGACCCCGGUGGAAUCUCAUCAUUAAUGGCUGUGAGAACCCCGAGGAUCCAUACCGUGUGGUCUUCCACCCGGUAGAAGUUGACGCCAGGGUCCACUUCCCCUCUCACGUCAAACGCUUUGAGGUCUAUAUGUUUUCCUUCGCCGAGGAUGCAGUUGAGCAGAGUGGCCAGGUCUUUGUCCAUUGUGAUGUGGUCAUCUGUGAUGCCAGUAGUCCCACUGGCAGCCCCUGUAGUGGACAAUGUGUGAAUCAGGACAACCUGAAAAGAGGUCAACGACAUGUCAAAGACCUCUUUGAGGAGCGUCAUGUAUAUGUUUCUUCUGGAUACAUUACACCCAAAGAAUGUAUUGUUCUAACAUGACAAAUAAAGUGUUCUAUAUAAAACAAUCCUAA